This is a messenger RNA of Menidia menidia (Atlantic silverside), 5136 nucleotides long. NCBI's taxonomy places the organism in Eukaryota, Metazoa, Chordata, Actinopteri, Atheriniformes, Atherinopsidae. The record is from the annotation of a GenBank genome assembly.
AUGGAGGAGAAGGAGCGAUGUAGGAGCAGGUCUCCUGCCCGGCGGGCCAGCCGGGUGCAGCAGGUGGUGGGAACCAUAAUACGACGCACCCGGGAGUCGCUGAGCAGAGAGCGGUUGCUAGGCGAUGGGAGGUCACAGCGCUCCAACAGCCUGUCCAAUCAGAACUUCCAGGCCAAACUGACGCUGCAGAUCACCAGAGACCCAGUCCUGGACAGUAGCACUGGACACGGCUUCUCCCUCACCACAAACGCACCCCUGCUGGUCAGGGACAUUGCCCCAGGAAGCCCUGCUGACGGGAUACUGUAUCCAGGAGAUCAGGUUCUGCAGAUCAAUGAAUCCGUACUGGAGGAUACCACUGCAGAACAAGUGGAAACUGUCAUGAGGAACUUGGACGAUUGCAUCAACGUGACUAUCCUACGGCACAUGACAAAUCCCAAGUCAUCCAUUAUGUCAGCAGAGAAGAGAGCUCGUCUGAGAAGUAAUCCAGUUAAAGUGCGCUUUGCUGAGGAGGUGGUGGUCAAUGGGCACACUCAGGGAAACUCUCUUCUCUUCUUGCCCAAUGUCCUGAAAGUCUAUCUUGAGAACGGGCAGACCAAAGCAUUCAAGUUCGACAAUACCACCGCUGUCAAGGAUAUUGUUCUGACUCUGAAGGAUAAACUGUCCAUCCGGGCUAUAGAGUACUUUGCUCUGGUGCUAGAGCAACAGUACAGCAUCACCAAACUACUGCUACUGCAUGAAGAUGAGCUCAUACAGAAGGUGGUGCAGAAAAAAGACUCACAUGAUUACAGAUGUCUGUUCAGGGUCUGUUUCAUCCCCAGAGACCCCAUGGACCUGAUGCAGGAUGACCCCUCGACCUUUGAGUACCUCUUUUUGCAGAGUGUUGGGGACGUGCUGCAGGAGCGUUUUGCGGUGGAGAUGAAGUGUAACACCGCGCUGCGUCUGGCCGCCCUGCACAUGCACGAGAGGCUAGACAGUUGUGGACAGACCAGGGCGUCUAUCAAGAGCAUUACAAAGGAGUUUGGCUUGGAAAGCUUCAUCUCCCCCACACUGCUGAGCAAUAUGAGGGAGAAGGACCUAAGGAAAGCCAUCAGUUACCACCUCAAAAAGAUCCAGGCCCUGCUAGAGCCACGCCAGAAGGUAAUAUCGGCUAAACAGGCACGAUUGGCCUACCUCACUCAGCUUGGAGAGCUGAUUUCAUACGGGGGGCGCUCUUACACAGCUACCAUGAUGCUUCAGGACAGAGAAGUGUUAGUCAGCCUGCUAGUUGGAGCAAAGUAUGGAAUGAGCCAAGUCAUCAACCACAAGCUCAACGUGAUCUCUACGCUGGUUGAGUUCAGCAGCAUCAGUCGAGUGGAGCUGCUCUCUGAGUCGGACAAAGUCAGCCUGCUGCGCAUCUCACUCCAUGACAUGAAGCCAUUUGCCUUACUGAUGGACUCUCUGGCAGCCAAAGACUUAGGGUGUCUGCUGGGAGGCUACUGCAAACUCCUGGUGGAUCCAAGUGUUAAUGUCUUCCGUCUGGGGCGCCCGAAAGUGAGGGUGCACCGGAUCCCUGCUGAAGAAGGUGUGUGUGGGAAGUUCGCCGUUGUAGAGGGCGUGUGCUAUGAAUCCCUAUCAAGUUAUGUAUCUCGCUGCUGCAGUGACUCAGAUGACUCUACGGAUGACGAUGACCCGAUGGAUUCUCAGAAUUACAAACGCCCCGAUCCAGCAAGUCAGGACUGGGAAGAAAGGAGGAGAGAGGAGGAAGAGAAGAGGAGGGAGGAGGAAAGGUUAGAGAGAGAAGAGCAGAAAGGCAAACAGGAAGUGAAGAUAAUUGUGACAACAGAAGGUAAGGAAAAUGAUGGUGAAGAGGAAGAAGGAGCCACAGGAAGCGGUCUGCGUAAAUUCGGUGUUAUGGAUGAAGAAAUGAACUUGGAGACCAGAUGGUACCACACUGACCCACGGGUCACCAGCAGCUUCUCCAGCUUGUCCAGCGGUUCCUUGAGUGCUGCCCUGGAGGAGAGCAGUUCCGCAGCACAGGGCUCGUCUCGCAAGGACGCUCUUCGUGGGCCGCGGACAGAAGAAGAUCUUCCAAGCUUGGAUGUUCAUCAUCCCUACCUCCUGGAGCCCAAACGGCACAAAGGGCCUGUACGGCCCACUAACCUGAAUUAUCGUGGCAAUAACAACUCUUGCCUCUGCUUUUCUGACCUCUCCAAGGCUGAUUUUCUGCCAAGCCCACCUGGGGCUACAAGUGAUGAUGAUGAUGAGGAGGAUGAUGAUCUGGGAGUUGAAGAGCUCCGGCGUAUUUCUAAGAUUCCUAGUUCAAGAGAUUUGAGAAUGAUUGACAGCACACCUUUUGAAAGAUCACCUGUUAAAAGAAAGAAAAAAGUCCCCCCAAAAGUCCCUCUAAGGACAAGUUCAAUUCCUGCUAACAAAGCAGGACAGGCUGAACAUCGCCUGUCUAAGGAUGAUGAAGGUUUAUUUCUGACUCCUUCACCUAACCCCAAACCAGCGCUAUUGGUCAAAGACAACAUCUCAGAGUCAGAUGAUGAGUUUUUCGAUGCACAUGAGAGAUUCACUCCUCCUGUUCCUGAGCUAUCAGAUGCUGAGUUGGCGGACCAGCGGAAUGCCAAUCGUUUGAGUGGAACUUGGAAUAGUCUACCAGCCUUCCCUGGAAAAGAACCAUCAUCACCUAAUACCAAAAAAGACAACUGUAAAAUCAAGAAGGAAUCUGCGACUGUAAAAGGUCCCACAAAGGAACUCAUCAGCCAACAACACAGUCCUUCAAGACAAAUCCAGAAACAUGAAGGAAAGAUGAAACCACCUCUAGCACCAAAACCCCAGGUGCCUCCCAAACCUCAGAUCAUCCCUCCCAAGUCACCUCAGCAUGGAAGAUCAUAUGUUCAGUGCAACGGGGAUGCCUCAGGACACUUGUCUUCUGAACUCCUGGAAAUGGAGCCAGAAACUAUGGAGUUCAAGUCUGUCACAUCUGGUGGAUUGCCACUUUCAUCAUCACUGAUCACAGCAGUGCGGUGUGGCAAGCAGCCACUUACAAUCACGAAUCCAAAAGCUGAGGAGAAGACAAAAAGACAAGAAAGCGGUCCAAAGCAAAAUAAUGAUCUGGUGUGUGAAAAUGGGACAAACAUUGUUUUGAAGAACAAAGCGUACAUUCCGAAUGACAAGGAACCUCCUAAGGUUGAGGGGAAAAACAAUGGAACUGACCCUGCAAAAAAAACAACAGGCUUGUCCUCUAUCCCUCGCUCGAAUUCAGGGACAAAACUAGCUGUUCCUCCCCCUGUGCCCCCCAAACCCACUGGUCCCAUCAGCCUCCACCCAUUAUCGCUACCUGGUAGUUCCCCUGUCUCCCCUACUGAUCCAAGCAAAGGGAUCUUUAAAGACACACCCAGUCCACCAAAUGGAAUCCACCCUUGGGGUAGUCGUAAUGGCAGCAUCCAGUCAGGACCUAGGAGAGUCUCUCUGAGCCACGAGAGCCUAUCGCCAAAAAAUUCGGAUGCACCUCUCACAAUUACCACCUCACUUACCUCAACCAACUCUAAAGAUGUUGUAGCCCUAGAGAGUAGAGAACCUGGAAAAUCUGGUUCGGGGUCUGACCUGAGGACUAGCUCUUCCAGCUUGGGAGGCAGACUGCCUGCUUCUGCCUUAAGAGGGAAGAUCCAGUCUUUGCCUUGGUAUAUGACUCGUUCCCAGGAGAUUCUAGGUACUCUAGACUAUCCUUCCACAAGUUCCAUAAAUGGAGACACAUCUGGCUUCGGCUCUGGUUUGUCUGUAGCAAGUGGUUUGUCAGACUUAAACAGAACCCCUGUCAAAGACAAAGAAAUGGUGGCCUUGAAAUCAGAAAGUAAAGGGUGCAUUCUAGAUGAUGGAGCUGAAGUUGUUAUUGCAACCAUCAAAGAGGUCAAAGAAGUGAGCUCACAUAUGAAAAAAGCCAAUGGGACCAAUGGCUCCCACCCUAAUCUUUCUUUAAAAGAAAACUGUGCAUACGGUGGUAGUGUUUCAUCAGAGCAGCCUCAGUCACGGCCUCAUUCAGCCGUCGGGUUUGGGGGGGUGUCGAGCAUGCAGAUUGGAGGGGACUCGCCGACAUCCUCGGCAGCAGACACUACGCCGCCACAACAACACAGGGAUGCUUGCGGCUGCCGCACCGUCUAUGCCAAUUGUUUCAGUGGAGACCCCGAGGAUGGCGUUAGUUUUGACGAGGAGCUCACGGUUUAUGAGUUUUCUCGACGCGUACGCCCCAAACCUGCCAGGCCCGCACCCAUACCUUCCCCAACAUCCCCCUCUCCGAAACCCAACAUUCUGUCAUUGUUGAGGGACAACCCUCGUCCACUGUCUACUUUCUCUACUGCUUCCUCUGAACUAAGUCCUCUAGUUUCAUGCCCUGUUUCCCCAACAACAUCCCUUGGUGGUUCUAUUCGCUCCCUAACAAACAAGAACUAUGGAGGGCUGAAAGGAGGUUUUGCUUCUCUGCGUCAAGAUAUAGAUCAGCUUCUUCUGGUGUUGGAGAGAGGAGCCCUUGAGCAGCCACAACAGUAUUCAAAAUCUGAUAGCGCCGACCUAAAAGUGGGGCCGGAUCUGAAUCACAAUGGUGUUGAAGACAACAUUAACCCUGCACCAAUCCUCAGCUGCUCUGGGAUGAGCUCUGCCACCAUGACAGAGGCUGAGAGGACCCUUCUCCAGGCAGAGGCUCGCAGGUUGGCAUCUGGGUGUCAGCGGGCCACGCGGGUCGGCUGGGCACCCGACGAGGCACUUCGUUCUUUGUCCAAUAGCUUCAGUGCUCUGGUUCAGCUCUCAGCAGCAUGCCUGCAAACAAGUCCCUGUCCCGGAUGUGACAUCUGCCAUAAAGCUAGUCUGGUUCACAGGGACGAUCCCGAUGAUGAGCAGGCCAUGGACAAAUUAAAGGAGAUCGUGGGCCUAUACCGGGAAUUUGUUGGGGCUGUUGAGACAGCCGGGACUGGUGGGGUGGCGGGUAAGAGUAUGGCGGUCAGUGGGUCUCCACAGGGUCAGGGAGAGGUCGACGGGGUGAGAAUGCUAGCUAAACGCUGCACGGUGCUCAUCUCGUCCGUAUUCGCUCUGACGCAACUCUUCCGGACACGCACACCAGAGGCCACAGACACGCCUGGCCACGUACCUCUUAACUUUUGA